Molecule: messenger RNA, 1820 nt
Organism: Periophthalmus magnuspinnatus
Lineage: Eukaryota; Metazoa; Chordata; Actinopteri; Gobiiformes; Gobiidae
Product: inactive serine protease 35-like
Exons: 2
Coding region: 133-1416 (427 amino acids)
Biological process (GO): proteolysis
Molecular function (GO): serine-type endopeptidase activity
Source: RefSeq, a predicted model, not a curated record
AUGUUGGUUGGAUUGAAGUUAACGCAGUGAAAAUGAGGGGGACUAUUCUUUUGAAAGCUGUCGGGAUGCACCACGUUUUAUAUUGCUAAGAAGAACAACAUUCAAAGGAAGUAUAUUUUAACAGUGAGGACAAUGGCCCUCCAACACACAUUAUAUUUUCUACUAUGUGUAACUGUCCUGGCUAUUUCUGCUGUCCAUGGAGAUAAUGACAACAACAAGACAUACUUUUGGAUUGAACAGAGCCUCCCGAUUCUACUAGAAACAAAUACAAUGCCCUUGAACUCUACUUCAUUUAGUAAACAAAAAAGAGAUGGGGAGCCAGGAGACUUCUGUGGUAUUGAAUGUCAGAGCAACCAACGGCCUUUGGACCAAACUCAACAAGAAAGACUUUUGGGGUACGAAACUUUGCAUGAAAACGGCACAUGUACACACACAUAUAUCACUCUACUGGACUUUAACCAAACCCAUGUGAUUGACAACACCCAUGGCCACACACGCAGAAAGAGGCAGGUCUACGGAGCAGAUGGAAGAUUUGUUAUUUCUGACUCUUACUUUAUCACCAACUAUCCUUUCUCUACUGCGGUUCGCCUGUCCACUGGAUGUUCUGGAGUCCUGGUGUCACCCAAACAUGUUCUGACAGCCGCUCGCUGCAUCCACAAUGGGAGGGACUACUUAGAAGACGCAAAAAAGCUCAAAGUUGGUGUUUUGCAGCUUAAGACAAAAAGAAGAAGAGGCCACAAAACGAGAAAAAAGAGUGAAGGGAAUGAUCAGACUGUGACUGAAGUGGAUGGGCGAAAGGCAGAAAAUGGCAGAAGAGGCAGCAGACGACAAGAGGCCAAAAGAAUUAGGCGAAGUGUAAUAUCCAAAAAGCAACCUGUGUUCCGGUGGACUCGAGUUAAAGAGACCAAACUACCCCAAGGCUGGAUUUACAAAGCCAGCCUCAACAAUUCUCUAUCUUCUGAUUACAACUACGCACUACUGGAGCUAAAACGUCGCACCGGGCAAAAGUACAUGGAUCUUGGUGUGGCGCCUGAUGAUACUUCAAUGGGACGAAUUCACUUUUCAAGUUUUGACACAGAUAAAAGUCACCUUGACGGACGCGGGAAGGAGAAAGUGGUCUACAGGUUCUGCUCUGUGGCAAAGGAGUCCAAUGAUCUGAUUUAUCAACAUUGUGAUGCCCAGACAGGUGCGACAGGAGCUGGGGUGUAUGUGCGUUUGAGGGGGGAGGCAGGAGGGGAGGGGGGUAAGGGGAAGUGGCAGAGAAGGGUGAUUGGGGUGUACUCAGGGCAUCAGUGGGUGAAGGCGGACAACGGAGAGGAGAGGGAAUAUAAUGUAGCAGUAAGAAUCACGCCCACUAAAUAUGCACAAAUCUGCCACUGGAUACAUGGGGAUCCAAAACUCUGUAAAAAGAUAUGAACCUUUUUUACGCUGCAGACACUUGUGAUUUAGUGCAAUACAUUUAGCAAAGUAAAUUACUGACACAUUCUCUGUUAUUAUAAGGGGGCUGGGACAUUUAUUUUUAUAAGCCUCUAAGUGUUCAUAAGGAUUUGGUUGGUAGCAGUAGCUGUCACUUGUUUCUAUUAAGUAGGCCUGCUCAGUUUGUUAUGCUUGCUUGAAAGGAAAAGUUAUUCAUUUACAAUAUCCAAUAAAUAACUACAUAAUUUUUUUAUUUUAUUUUAUAUAUAUUGCAAAUACAACUCAAACAUUGCACUUUAAAAUGGAAAGUUACCCCUAAAAAUGUACAGUUUUUAAAGGAGGGGCAUAUGUAGGGUUUUAAGAUCCAUUUGUCAAAUAAAUAAAGAACCCAAACAGAGAUGAGU